CCGAUUUUUUUGUCGUCUUCAUAUUCAUCACAGCACUGUGUAUACCUAUGCCACCAUAGCUUGAACACCGCCGCGAAACAUACCUUCCUUCUAAGUUUUGUUUAUGUUGCAUGCAACACCUUUUAGCAGUUCAAACUCUCCAUAUUGCUGAAAAGGGUAUCUCAAUUUAUGAGUAUAUUUCUCAGAAGUACUUGACUUUUUUUUUCCAGUUCUUUCUACCUAUCUUUAACCAAAGCAAUGAAAAGAAAUAGAAACAAACUUUGAAAGCGCUCUCAAUUUGCUGACCUACGGUACUCUUUCCUGCAGUUUGGAUUGUUCUGUUUGUCUGCACCUUUUGCCUAACGCGUAUUGCACAAUUCUUUCGAGCCCAUGUUGCGUUUUGAUGUUGUUCUAGUUUUAUUAUUUGUGGUUUUUAAAUUAACUCAAUUAAAUAUAUGCCCCCAACUUAACUUAAGCACAAAUCAUUUCUUAGUAGCAAAAGUGAUGUGCUCAAGCCGGGAAUCUGAGAAGUUGUUUUAUAUCUCUUCAACGUGUUGAACCGACGAACUUCGGAAGAUAUUGAAAUGUAUUUGAAGAACGCGAAGAGGUUUUGUUGUAUCGAAAUUAUCAAAGCUGUAUAAUAUUCAAGGAUUUUGAAACAGAUUUGUAAAAUGUGAAGAUGUUUUUAGUUGGCACAGAAACUGUUUUCCAUCGGCUAGCAACUAACGGGAAAUUUUUUUGCUUCCCUCGAGAGAUCUACUCUGUUUCAUCCGGUGUCUUGGUUACAUUUCGGUCAAUUUUGAUCUAAAAAAAGCACUCUUAAUCUUUUGGAAUUUUGACCACAGUAGAUUGUGGUAAUCCACACCAUUGCUUUGUCACUCUCAAGUCUCGAUUUAAUCCGUCUUGAAGAGAAGGGUCCUUUUAAAAACUUAUGAUCUUCCUUCCUAUCUUCGUUCCAGUUUAUUCCGGUUUGUGUGGGUUUGAUCACGUCUUCUCGCGUGCGAACGAAUUUACAGUGACAGAAAAAAGAUUCAAUCGCCAAGCUGAUGAUUAAACGUAUCAUUGACGUGAGGUUCACAUGAAUGUCGCGUUUAAAAAUAUGAAUUUUAAUAUUGGCAAAUUUUGGUGAGUGUUAACGAUCCAAACAGCUUUUGAUUAUUUUUUUCUUGUUAAUAUUAGGAACCCAAAUUAAGUGUUGAUAAUUUAGUGCUGGGGUUCCGUAAAUUGAAAAACAAAAAACGUUCGGGCAAAACGGUAAAGGAAAGAACCUUACCACAGAGUUUGACACGAACUAUCUUAAAUUUGAAAGAAUCUUGUUCCUAUCUUUGUCCAUACUUCAUGCCUUCGUUCACUUUGAUAUUGAGUUUUUGCAUGGCAAAAUUCCAUACUUCCCAGGGGCCCUCUUUCGAAUUCCUAACAAUCUCGGUGAUAUUUUAUGUCUUUUUCUAUCAUUUCGUUUUGGCUCCAUUGCAAUAUGUUUUAUGUUUUUAAACAAAAUAUUAGACUUGGGUUAGCAACACGUUCCUUUGUGGUGGUGAGUCACUAUUUUAUUCGCUCACCCUCUUCCGGCGUUUCUUUACAUAGAGCUGAGCGGAAAUGCUUCAGAUCCUUCAAAAGAUAACCCAACUUUUGUACUCAGGGCUUCCUAGAGAGAUUUUAGCAAAGAAAUUUGAAAACGAUACUCUGAAUAGCACUUUUACAGACUAAGUAUCCUAGAUGUGAUCCUUGCUGCGAUUAAUAUCAUUAACGAGCGAGUUACCAUUGGUUCGUCGAAAGGCUUAAAGUGCAGAUUUUAUAGAAAGUUGUUGACAUUUCUCUGAUCAGACAAAGGGAAUUUUUCGUGCAAUGCAACUCGAUACACCUGAGCAACGUGAGUUGUUUUACACGCAAAGCUAAUAGGACAGUAAUGCUCUAGACAAUCCCGAUGGGUUCUUCUGCUGCAUGGCCGGCCUUAAAGCAAAAAGAACAGACUGAAUUUGGGAUGCUGAGUAUUGUGUUGAUAGUAGCGAUCUGUAGCUCAGCAGUGUCAACUCAAGGUACAGUUGGUUUACCAUCUCGUCGUAAAACGGUGGUUGAAAAAUAUCCAGCGGUCCUCGACUGUCUCACUGAUACAAACCUACCGAGUGAAAACGUAAUUUACAGUUGGACUAAAGAUGGCGCGGAUGCUGCAUCAGACACUCGGGCCACAGUCAUUGCUUCCGGUGCCUUGUUUAUUAAAUCAACCCGCAGAACUGACUCCGGUGUGUACCAGUGCACUGCAAAGACAUUUGACUCCAGUGGCCUGGUUACCUACCCUGGGGCAAAAAUACUGUUGGAUGUUCAAUAUGCUCCUACGAUUGUGGAGACGCAGGACACCGUGGCAAUACCCGAGGGCUCUGAUGCCCGGUUGCCAUGUAUCUCCGUCGGAAACCCGAGUACUUCUUUUACAAACUGGACGCGACACAGUGAAGACGUUCGAGCACGUCCAAGGUUUGCUGUGUUGGAAAAGGGUUCGUUACUUAUACAGGAUGUUCGACGCACAGACGCGGGGGAAUAUGCUUGUACUCCUUAUAACAAAGUGGGGCCAGGAGAAACAAAAAUAACAAGACUUGUCCUAAAAGUUGUUCCAAAGUUCAUCGUUGCACCCCCAAGUAUCAUGACUCUCAGAGUGGAUGAUGACGUCACACUGGUCUGUGAAGCUACUUCAGAUUCUACUCCCACGUUGAAAUGGGAACGCGAAGGAGAACCUUUCCCAGAAGGCCGUUCGGUCAGGCAGGGUGGCAAGUUAGAGAUAAAAGGCAUCCAGAAAGAUGAUUAUGGAGUAUACACGUGUGUUGCUACAUCAGCUGAUGGACAAGCCACGCAUUCUACAACUAUAGCGGUCAUUUCCACUCCCAGCAAACCAACGAUAAUAAGUGUUCAUUUCAACGACGCGACGGCAGUGGUGAGAUGGCGGCCUGGGUACGAUGGAGGGUAUCCCCAACAGCUGGAAGUGUGGUACCGACUUACCACUGAUAAUGACUAUGAAUGGCUCAAGUCACCUCAUUUGCCAGCUAGCGAGACGUCAUAUCAGAUUCCAGACCUCCAACCGGAGGACCUUUAUUUAUUUAGCAUCAGAGGAAUCAACCGAGAAGGAGCUGGGCACUUCAGUGACAUUGUAGAGGUGAAAGGCCUUCCUCCAGACAUAAACCGAUCGCCCGAUAAACCAGGGAAACCUUUAGCUCCUCAGAAUGUUGUAGUUAACAUCACUAAGGAUGGCUAUUGGGUCACGUGGUCUCACUCAGCUGUGCCUGGUCGGCCGAUUGUGGAGAAGUUUGUUGUGGAGUUCAGUGAAGGAAAUGGAUCAUCCCCUUGGCGCAUGGCGGACGCUGCUGUCCCAGCGGAUCGUAAGAAGUACCUCUUUAGCGCUGACAAAGUAGAAGCUGAAAAGACGUACGAGUUUCGGGUUUUUGCAUUUGGUGCGAAUGAGUUUAGUGAGGCAGCUUAUGUGUCCAAGACAUAUAAACUCGGUUCUCCAGUCAUCGACCAGCCUUCCAGUGACGAUGACGUUGUUCCUAUCAUAGCUGGUGUCCUUGGAGCCAUUGUUGGUCUUUUCCUUCUCGGCUUAGUUUGCUUCUGCUUCAUUCACAAGAAGAAAUCCAGAAAACACCAUAUCAACAAAUCCGGGGACAAGAAAGUUCAAUUCAUUCUUCCAAACAGCACAAGUGAAGCUUUUGAACGCGAAGAUUCCGAGGACGACUUCCUCGACGCUGAAAUUAAGUUGCGUCCCGAAGCUGUCCGAUUUAUUCCCGAUGAUAACGACGGAAGGGACGACGAUAAAUACGCAAGGAUGAAACGAGAAGAAGACCUGAUCUUAUCGGGUCACGACGGUCGGUACAGCGUAGACAUGUUACGCUAUGCCAAACUGGUGAUGAGCGCAUCACCGCCUCAAUCCCCGACAGCUUCUGAGGAAUCCGAGAAAGUUCAUUACUUUGGUGACUUGGAGACCGAGGGCGGCCAGUCUGGCUGGUAUGAUUGUACUUUAGCAAAGCCUGCAUCCCGCGAGGUACGGGAUUCGUACGAUCAAUUCUGUAGGCAGCCCGACAUAGGAUCACGGGAUUCUAUUCAAAUGUCUCAUUCCGGAUUUGGACGUAAGGGUUCAAUUGAACAGUUCGGAUCCAAGGCUAAUUCAGGGCAGAAGUUUGGUUCUAACAACAGUUUACCAGAGAAGAAGUUAGAAGUUAGCGUGCUCCGUAACCAACGCUUUCAACCGAUACAAGAGGAAAUCCCGCGCGAUGGGGAUAUCCCUCGAGGUGGCACAUCACUUGGGCGAACGCAGCCUCAUCAUUGGUCGACUCCAGCAGUUUUCACCAGAAGACAAGAUUCUAGUAACAACAGCGAUGGGAAGGGUUCGGAUUCAGACUCGGGGGAUUCCAUGGUACGAGGACGAAAAGGCAGGAGACACAGACCUCAUUCUUUAUACGAAGGAAAGCUUCGGCCGAUUUCAGAACAGGAUUCUGAUCCAAAGCUCCGGUGCACCUGCGAUGAUGAAGAAGAAGAAGAAUCGGACGAGGGGCUAAAGUAUCCAAAGCGGAGAGGACGAGAGGUCAGUAGUACGUCAUCACUGGGAAGGAAACUCCCUGAACCUGAGUCAUCUUAUCUUCAUUUAGAAAGAUCCGACUCUCAGAGACUUUCCUUUACUGAUCAGUUAAAGGGUUGGGGCGAAUCUACGCUUGCUGGCCAACCUUACGACAAACACUCAAAGAACGAUAAACCCUCUGCCGCUCCAGUCGAUACGGACUCGGAAAAUAGCGUAUCUCCAGCAAUCUCUUUGGUGUCACUGUCGGAAACUGAAAGUGACCGAGAUAUCGCCCAGAAGCUUAACGUAAGUCAACCGAAUGGUGUAGCCGACACCCGUCAAUCUGACGUAGUUGCACUUCCACGCGCAGUAACAAAAUUAACAUCAGUUGAUUCGGAGUCGUCUUCCGAUGAACAUGGGAAUUCAAGAAGUCGCGAUAGAUCAAAGAAACCUUCACCGCCGGUUUAUAAGAACAAGAAGCCACCCUCUGUUACAGACUUAAAUGUAAAUCCCAUUGAGCCUGCAGAUUCAAUGGACCAGCUUAAAUUAUGUGAUCCUUUCUUCCAGGAAAGACACAGAGUUUCUAGAUCUUCUUCAAACGCAUCAAGCGGGAUUUGCUCAGUGAUUGUAUCAUCAAGCGAAACAAACAGUAUUGAAUCACCCAGAGAUACUUCAAAACGAUCAUCCCACUCGAGCGACCGAACUUCCACCGACCGAGCCUCGAGCGGUUACGCGUCUUCUCGUGAUAGUUACGACAAUCCUGAUCGGAUAAGACUUGAGGAUUACUCAAAAGCGCACGCGCAAAGGCGUUUGAGAGGUAAGCGGGCUACUCCACAUGAGGACCCAUACGAGUUGGAUCCGUCAUCAAGUGAGAUGGAGGAUUUAGACAUAGAAGGUGCAUCAUAUAAUCCAAAAGUCUACGAAGAUCUUAUGAUGUUACAGCAAGAGAUGGGUGUUAACUUAGAAGGUAGCGAUUCCAGCAGAGAAAGCCUCAAAGAAAUGGAAAAACUCUCCAAUACGGAACUUCUGAAUUAUUCCCCUGAAGUGUCCCCAAAGAAAUACAAAGUCGAUCACUUAAGUGAUGCAGAGAAAGAUCAACGGUGUUCCAAGCUAAUGAAGGAGUAUAAGACCAACAAGAAACUGCAAGAUGUUAGGGCCAGCGGUAGUCAUGUUUAUCGAUCGUGGGAUCUGUAAUGAAACUGGUGGAUUUACAUUACGUAUGCCAGUUGAAGGUCUAUCUCGAGUUUGGAGGAACCCACCUAGAAUUGUUUUUACCACUACUCGAGCAAAAUCGUGGAAACCUUUACUUCCAGAUGCUCUCCCGGCGACCUUUGCAAUAACCAGAUCCGACCCCGGCGAUCUUUGCAAUAACCAGAUCCGAUCCCGGCGACCUUUGCAACAUUCAGAUCCAAUCCCGGCGACCUUUGCAAGAUACAGCGAAUGAUUGAGCAUAUUUUCAUUAAGUUCGCGUCAUACCACAGUUCUGUUUUGAAAAUUUCAAAAAGUUGAUGUUCGGGUUUAUUUCUAACUCCAAUUUCUAUUUACUGCGUAGUUUAAGCAGUUCUUAAUUGUCUGUUUUGAUUUUAACUUAUCAUGUUCGUCCGAUGUCAUUACUAUUAUCAGUUAGUUUAAUUUCAGAGCUGAGCAAAGAGUUUCCAACAAUCUGAUUGGUCUAGCGGUUCCUUAUAUGACGCUAUAUA
Messenger RNA from Stylophora pistillata, 6216 nucleotides. Its product is annotated as protein turtle homolog A. The record is from RefSeq and is a predicted model, not a curated record. NCBI's taxonomy places the organism in Eukaryota, Metazoa, Cnidaria, Anthozoa, Scleractinia, Pocilloporidae. Gene Ontology annotation, cellular component: neuron projection. Gene Ontology annotation, molecular function: protein binding.